UCGCGCACUCUUCUCGCCUUUCCCAACUCCUCUCUCCCGCAUCGUUCUUCGCAAGCAUCAUUCUCCGUUCCAACCACCGCGAUCCUCCCAACCAUCCCGCAUCCUCCCCCCCGUCCGUUGACUCUACGCCACCAUGACUACCGAGCGUGAAAGCAAGACUUUCCUCGCCCGCCUGUGCGAGCAGGCCGAGCGCUACGAUGAGAUGGUCACCUACAUGAAGGAGGUCGCCAAGAUCGGCGGCGAGCUCACCGUUGACGAGCGCAACCUGCUCAGCGUCGCCUACAAGAACGUUGUUGGCACCCGCCGUGCCUCGUGGCGCAUCAUCUCCUCCAUCGAGCAGAAGGAGGAGUCCAAGGGCUCCGACAAGCACGUCUCCACCAUCAAGGACUACCGCAACAAGAUCGAGGCCGAGCUCGAGCAGGUCUGCCAGGACGUCCUCAACGUCCUCGACGACAGCCUUAUCCCCAACGCCGCCACCGGCGAGUCCAAGGUCUUCUACCACAAGAUGAAGGGUGACUACCACCGCUACCUUGCCGAGUUCGCUUCUGGCGAGAAGCGCAAGGUCGCUGCUACUGCCGCCCACGAGGCCUACAAGAACGCGACCGAUGUCGCCCAGACCGACCUGACUCCUACCCACCCUAUCCGCCUGGGCCUUGCCCUCAACUUCUCCGUCUUCUACUACGAGAUCCUCAACUCCCCCGAUCGUGCCUGCCACCUGGCCAAGCAGGCCUUCGACGAUGCCAUCGCCGAGCUCGACUCCCUCUCUGAGGAGUCUUACCGCGAUAGCACUCUUAUCAUGCAGCUGCUGCGCGACAACCUGACUCUCUGGACCUCGUCCGACAGCGCCGAGGCCGAGGGCGCCGCCGACGCCCCGAAGAAGGAGGAGGGCGAGGCCCCCAAGCCCGCCGAGGAGGAGGCCAAGGCCGAGGAGCCCGCCCCCGCGGCCGCCUCUUAAAUCUGCUUCUCUCACCACCCGAUACCAUGGACCUCUCGGCAUACUGGGACCGAGGGGCGAUGCUUGGCCGACUGCUCCGCGUCUAUACCUCUGUAUCUGGCGAGCAGUGGCGUGCCUCUGUUUUUAGGGCUGGCAGGCAGGUGAUAUUGCGCGGGUGCGCAGUGCGUUGAUUUUGUGGCAAUGGCGGGGAGGGAUCACGGCAUGUUUUGCUCCGUCUGGAAGGAAACUGGGUUGGGGGUUCGCGGUCGCGCGUCAAACGUUGUGCGUCGUCCAUGGCCUCUAUCCAUCGGGUUGGAGGGACAUGGCGGCUGUUGUACCACGGCGAGCGUCGUGCUGCCGGCUUCCCUGGGAUGCGAAUAUGUCGAGGAAUGGUCCCCUCUGCCUGAGUUUGCCCUGGUGUUUUCCUUUUUGUCUCGAGACUUAUCGAUUCACGGUUUUGCUGGAUCGACCCCAUGCAAAUGCUGUUUCUGCUUUUUCAAUCCGGUUUUAACUCACCAUCUCCCCCUUACGGCUGUGUCUUCCUCCGAUCUGAUGGCUCGUCGUCUCUCUCGGGAGGGGAGGGAUCAUGACCUCGCAUCGACAGCACACCGUUCACAUCCCCCAAAAGAAAAUGGCCACCCCGGCACGAGGCCACCCAUCCUGGCCAACUGCGACGACCAGCCGGUAUCUCCUCUGCGGUACAUCAAUACCACGAGCGGCACCCAAAAAAAGAAGGAGGAGGCAGGUUGGGCUGUUUGUUGGACGGACACGACCUCGGCGACCGGCAUGUAUUCUCGGCGGACAUCUCGGUCCUCCUCUCGCGGGGGGAACCCGGAACCGCCCGUACGGAUGCUGUCGCUGGACUGCAUAUCGGGGGGACCUCGUUCCCCGUGUAACGUUCCGCUGCCACCCUUCACCCUCUUAUUUCCUUGGCCCGAGUGACGAUGCUGCCUUGCAGGGAGGGAAACUUGUACAGAGGGUCUUGGGCGUGGAUAAUGAACAAGAAAUUAAAAUAAAGCUAUGGCCUAUACUGAGAUUAAGACGUGAC
Purpureocillium takamizusanense is the source of this 1982-nucleotide messenger RNA. RefSeq lists its product as uncharacterized. The record is from RefSeq and is a predicted model, not a curated record. Bases 134 to 955 code for a protein of 273 amino acids. Gene Ontology annotation, cellular component: cytoplasm. Gene Ontology annotation, biological process: signal transduction. Lineage: Eukaryota; Fungi; Ascomycota; Sordariomycetes; Hypocreales; Ophiocordycipitaceae. The transcript has 5 exons.